This is a messenger RNA of Eremothecium gossypii ATCC 10895, 6084 nucleotides long. It is a transcript of the gene SEN1, whose product is annotated as DNA/RNA helicase SEN1. Bases 1 to 6084 code for a protein of 2027 amino acids. The transcript has a single exon. Gene Ontology annotation, cellular component: nuclear body. Gene Ontology annotation, molecular function: ATP binding; helicase activity; transcription termination site sequence-specific DNA binding. Gene Ontology annotation, biological process: termination of RNA polymerase II transcription. NCBI's taxonomy places the organism in Eukaryota, Fungi, Ascomycota, Saccharomycetes, Saccharomycetales, Saccharomycetaceae. The record is from RefSeq and is marked provisional.
AUGAGCGGUGCUGUCUCUAUGGAGGAAUUGGAGCGGCUUGCGCUCGGGUACAAGAAUAAGAUCGAGCAGGUAUACGAAGGCGUGUACCACAAUGAGAGCGAUCUGCUAACUGAUAUUUUGCACAAUCUGAUCCCGCGCUUGGGCGGCGAUGAUGUGCACCUAUUUUGUAAUCGUCACUUUCAACCCGUAGCGGUCUUCUCCUUGACGUUGUUCUCAUUCCAGAAUCACCCGGAAGCCGUGCAGUGGCUCCAAGCGCGUUUGAAUGCGCCACUGAGUCGGUGUAGGGAAUGCGUCACCCAGUUUGUGAAGGGGAAGUCCAAGAUGAUCCAGCAUUUCGCGGUAAAUCGGCGUAUUCCGCACGCGAAGGUGGGAAGCUUCAACGAGUUGAUCUGCAUGUGGCGGGCGCAGAUGGUUCUUCCACUGCUGCGAGACUUUGAUGCCUGCAAAGUAUCAGAUGCUGUUAUUCUGGCGAUGUAUGAGAUACUGCUGAAUCCGCAGAUGCUCCGGUGCUCGCCGGAACUCAAGUACUACUAUGAUCUAGCAUUCAAGGGCAUGUAUGAGACGGGACAUGAGCUUUUAGACCACACAAAAGAACAAGGUAUCAAUCUGCUCGUACCUGGAGUCGUAUAUUCACAGAUGUACGGCUGCCCUGAACAGAGUUCUUGGGCAACACGUCUCUUGCGGCACUUCUUCGAGAACGAAUACUCAAUCACAAAUGAAAACGUGACAACCGAACUGCUUGACGAAAUCACCUAUCAUUUUAUUCAGUUACAGUUGAGCAGGAGCAACAGCUCGUAUUUGAGCAUGAUUGGACUAUUCUGGAGCAAGAUGUGCCCGUUCUUUGCGCUGAUGCAUGUUGAUGUCUUAAAGGAGUACUUUAUUGAGCUCAAGAAUAUUAAGUCAUUGCGGUCCACGACUAAUGUUCAUAUUGAAUCUGUUUUCAAGGUAUUUUAUCACCAUCUCAUAAUGCAGGUAAGAUCAAAACCGUUGGAUAUUCUGCUCCGUAUUUUGAAAUUAUUCCUGGAAAAGCUAGGGCCUGAGUUUUGGGAUUUGGUUCAGCCAUACACUUUCCAUAGCGCUCCAGAUACUCUCUUUAACGGUGACUUCACCAACUGCAUACUGCGCCUGCAGAAUAAUCCAAUAUGCAAGGAGGGACCGGAUACUUGGUUGCACCCUGAAGGUUCUAUUUCUGAUCUUGUUAUGUGGACCCUUCCAUAUUAUAGAUCAUUGUCCAAGGCAUACAAGAUACAAAUGGUCAGGAAGAUUGCCUUCGGAUUCCUUGGAGUUGUGAAUUCAUCAUCAUUUAUUCAUUCUGUUCCAAAAGGUCUUUUAAUGAAUGCGGCUACGCUACUGCUGAACCAAUCUCUAAAAAUCGAUGAGGAAAGUAGAGCAUUGUUAUAUUCGUCUGAUGGCAACUUUGAAACAACCAUUUUUACCAUCGCUGAUGUUAGAAACCCAUUGAACAAUGAAGCCACUUUGAAGACAGUUGUGGACACUGCUACAAACCCAGAUGCAUUAUACCCCGGGUUUCCUACUGCUUCCAUUUCCAACUCGGCUAUAGAAGUACUAGCAAACUGUGUGAAUGUUGAUAUUUUGAAUUUGUGCGAGACCACCUAUAAGCUGUAUUAUGGGAAAGUUCCCAAUCCAAAGACUACACAUGAGGUAAAGGUCAGCACGUUAUUGAUCACAAAGUUGGUCAGUAGUUUGAACCUACGUAUGGAUGCGACGUGUAAUUCAAAAGCAGCUGCAUUACUUGGCUCGCUAAGAAACGUGAAUGGCUUGCUAGUCCUGAAGGAUAAUGGUGAUAAGCACUCAAUUCAGCAAAACCAUAUGACACAAAAGUAUUUGGAAUUGAUAAUACAGUUAAUUGGGAAGUGUUCUGAGAUACCGCCUAGGACGAUGAGCUCAGUUUUAUCCAUGAAGGGCGCUAUUGAAGGUUUUUGGUCAUGUAUAUUUUCCCCAGGGCAAGAGUUAUACCAAGAGGCAACUAAUUUGCUGUAUGAAACAUUCGAUGUGGAGGGGCGUCUUGAAGGUUUUCAAGAGUUAUUUAACCACAACCUGACAGGUAAUCUUCAAGCGAUAUGUAUGGUCCUGAACCAGCUCAUUAAGAAUGAAUUUUAUGAACCUUGUCCAAGAGCUGUAAGAGUGUUAAUGGAUGUCAUCAAUGUUUUCACAGAUCCCGUUAGCGGAAUGUUUGCAAAUUAUAAGACAUUAAAAACUGCGGAAACAGAUGCUUCGCUUUUUGCCUUUUGGAAGGAUACCUGGAAGUUUUUAGACAUGAUCUACCGUGUAACGUUAAGAUGGGCUACAAAAUACCCAUACACCGAGUUAGAAAACUUUACCAAGGAUACUCUGGAGAUAAGCAACCUGCUAAUGAAUUCCUACCGCGAAUUUGCCGACAUUAUAACAAGAGACUCUACUAAUAAUGACGAUGACUUAUUCAAAUGUGCGAUGAGCCCGUUCAAGCACAUGUUAUAUUGGCUAAGAUUGAGUGAUGAGGAUUUAUUAGCGUCUUGUGUUAACCUAAUCGUCUCUGCUGCGGACUUGUCGAAGGAAAAGAACUUCACGUUCGAUGAUUCAUUAGUUUCUGAGAUGGCUUGUUAUGCCAGCAAAUCCCGAAAAUACCUUAACAAACUCACUAGCCAACAGUCAAAUUUACUGCUUUCUAGGGCCAAGUAUUUCAAUGAGAAAUUGACGGAAACCAUCAUACAAGAUGCGGAUAAGUACCAUAAAGAAAAAGAACAAGCGAAGAAAGAUAGUUCUCCAGAUGUUAUCGUAUCAUCAUCUCAUAGCGUAACACAAAUGGCGCAACCUCAGCAAAGGGUAGAUUAUCUACAACGUAAGGCAGUUGCGUCGUCUAUCACUGGCCGUCCAAAGGUUCAGAGCUCAAUAACAUCUUUUGGUGUGCUCAAACGUGGUUUUGUUUCUGCUCCGUCUAUACCCCCAAAACCACUAUCUAAGAUGGAGCUUGAAAGGAGAAAACUUCUGGCAGAUCGUGUAGUGCAUCCCCCUAGCCAAAAUGUCUUUAAUCCUAGGUCAAAAAAACAGCUGAAAGGACAUGAAGACGGUGAUAGUAGCAGUGAAAAUAGUGAUAUCGACGAUGCUAAUGAGUUAUUUGCUAUUGCAAAACCUAAGCAAAGAUCUACCCCAGUAUUAUUAGAUAUCAAUGGAAAAGAAGUACGUCCUCAGAAAUCUAAGAUUGAUAUAAAGAAGCAGGAAGAAGAGUUUAUGCGCAAGAGAUUAAAUGUUGACUUGAAUCCAUUUUAUGAUCAGGUUCUGCGCUGGGAUUACACGAAGAAGGACGAAUACCCAGAUGAUGGUACUUCGGAGAAGUACAAAGAUGUUGCAGACCAGUUUAGUUCACCAGAAGAAUACCAGGCAGUAAUGGAACCACUAUUACUAUUGGAAUGUUGGCAAGGUAUGUGUGCUGCUCGUGAUAGAGAAGUUCAUAAAGCCUUUAGCUUUAUCGUUGGGAAUAGAACAGUAGUCUCUGAUUUCUAUGAGGUUUACGCAGCCAUCAGUAAGAAGGUGGUCCAACAAGCUGAUAUUAAUGAAGCGGAUAUGAUAGUCUUGGGAUAUUUCCCUGACAUCAAUCCAAAUAAAACGCUAACCAACGACGAUUUUAAAAGAGCACAACACACCUGCUUUGCGAAGGUUCGUGGAAUUAAAAAUGCAAAAGGUGAUAAUAUGGAUCUAACUUUAAGAAUUCAUCGUAGUCAUAAAUUUGCUAAUUUUUUGACUCUGCGGACAGAAAUACACGCUGUUAAAGUGAUGCAAAUGACUACUGUUGAAAGAGAAUAUACCUCUUUGAAGGGCCUUCCAUUUUACGACUUAGUUGGUCAGAUUUUAACUGCCAGUCCCACGGAUGACAUUCCACUUGAACAGUCAGAAGUCGAGGCCGUACAGCGAAACUAUAAGCUAAAUACAUCCCAAGCGAAGGCCGUGAUUUCUUCAGUGAAGAAACUGGGCUUCUCUCUUAUCCAGGGACCCCCUGGUACUGGUAAGACUAAGACUAUUCUUGGUGUCGUCGGCUUUUUCCUAACUACCGCAAAAGCACUACCAUCAAAUGUUAUCAGAAAUCCCACAGAAUCGAACGCUACCUCUACUGAGAUGUUACUACAGAAACAAAAAGUUCUGAUAUGUGCACCCAGUAAUGCAGCCGUUGACGAGCUUGUGUUGCGUCUGAGAGAAGGUUUGGUCGAUACUGACGGCAAGUUGUUCAAACCAAAAUUAGUGCGGAUUGGUAAAUCAGAUGCAGUUAACGCUGCUAUCAGAGACCUAACGUUGGAAGAGCUGGUUGACAAGCGAGCUUUGAAUCAGUCGUACGAAAUAAAUCACGAUCCGAACUUAGAUCAGAGUUUUCAUGACGCCGUAGCGGAGAGGAGAAAGCUCAGGGAUAUGAUGAAUAAAGAGGAUGGUUCGCCGACUAGUAAACUCUCAACUGAUGAGAUAUCUAAGAUACAGCUAAAGUUGAGGGACUUGAGCAAGAAGAUUAAUGAGCUAGGUAAGCAGCGCGAUGAGCUGAGGGAAAGGAAUGCGGUGAAUUAUAGAAAUAGAGAAUUGAAUAAGAGGAAAGCUCAGGCACGCAUCCUUGCAGAAAGCGAUAUCAUAUGUUCCACAUUGUCGGGAUCCGCCCACGAUGUUUUGGCUUCCUUGGGUGUCAAAUUCGAUACAGUGAUCGUGGACGAAGCAUGUCAAUGUACUGAACUAUCCAGUAUUAUUCCUCUAAGAUAUGGCGGAAAGAGAUGCAUUAUGGUCGGUGAUCCAAAUCAAUUGCCUCCGACCGUAUUAUCCGGCGCAGCCAGUAACUUCAAGUAUAACCAGUCGCUGUUUGUGAGAAUGGAGAAAAACUGCAAGCCCCACUUGCUGGACGUGCAGUACCGUAUGCAUUCAAUGAUUAGCGCAUUCCCUUCUUUAGAAUUCUAUGAUGGGAGAUUAAAAAAUGGUCCGAACAUGGAUCAGGUGAACACCCGGCCAUGGCACGAGUCUCAGCCAUUUGGACCCUACAGGUUUUUUGACAUUAUCACGGGUAAGCAGCAGCAAAAUGCGAAAACCAUGUCUUAUGUCAAUUAUGAUGAAUGCCAAGUUUCCAUUGAGAUGAUCGACAAAUUGCUGAGUCAAUACGAAAAGAAGGUAGACUUUUCAGGAAAAAUUGGUAUCAUUUCGCCGUACAGAGAGCAGAUGCAGAUGAUGAAGCGAGCAUUUCGGAGCUAUUUUGGCGGAACCAUAUUCAAGUAUAUUGACUUCAACACUAUUGAUGGAUUCCAGGGACAGGAGAAGGAGAUCAUCAUUAUUUCCUGCGUUCGUGCCGACGAUUCGAAGGGCGGGGUCGGUUUCUUGAAGGAUUUCAGGCGUAUGAAUGUUGCUCUCACCAGAGCAAAGGCCAGUCUCUGGAUCCUGGGUCACCAUAAAUCUUUAUACAAGAACAAGCUAUGGAUGCAUUUGAUUUCAGAUGCGAAAGGGCGUGACUGCCUCCAAAUGGCAUGUCCGGGCUUCCUUGAUCCACGGAACAGAGCCGCCCAGGAUGCUCUUCAUAGGUUCAAAAAUCACCAUAAUUAUAUCGAGAACGCAGAUGAUUAUGGGCCUGAACCGGUGAUGACUAAAUCAAGAGGACGCAAUAGAUCAUCCAGAAAACGCAAACAUAUGGAAGAUAAUCCAGAUGAUAACUACGAUCCCGUUGCUGAAUUCAAGAAGGAAAAUCAAAGAGAAAGCAACACAGGCACCGGUGGUUACCGUGCGGAUACAUCUAACCACAGAUUGGCACCUGCUAGGAACGAUAGCAAGAAGGCCAAGACGUGCUCCAAUGCCGCCGGUAUUUCCGAGGCUACUUCAGAGGAUGGUGAUCGAGGUCAGAAAGGACAUGGAACUAAGAAGAAGUCUUCCAUAUUCGGGAAUUUUAUGCCCCCAGUUGAUGACGCGACCCCUGCUGCCCAUGUGUACGACCCUAAGGAACGCAAGCCCAAGAAUGCUGCAUCCGCUAAGCGGCUGGCCUUGGGAGCAGAAGGCGGGACAAAAUCAGCCAGGCAUAUUAGUUUUUCAGAAAAUGUGUCGUUUAUUGAUUCAAAAGAAUCGUCAAAGGACUGA